AUGGCUCCGAUUCCAGUAUCCGACUCUAGUCGGGUGAUUACCUAUUACCAAACACACCAUGAUCCGGAGGGGAACUUCAUCUCCAUAUUACCGGUAGUCAAGGACGGCCAUAUCACCGUCACGCACGUAAUGCUCGCCGCCAUCCACAUCAACGAGGAUCCUCUCGCCAUCACCCUCAACGACCACCCUCCCAGCCACCCCCGCUUCCAGACCCUCUGGGCCGAGCUCCGCGUCGUGCAGGCCCACGGCGUCAAGGUCAUGGGGAUGCUCGGCGGCGCCGCCCCAGGCACCUACGUCCGGCUAGGCGCCGACGACGACACCUUUGAGAGGUACUACGCCCCGCUGCGGGACCUCGUCCGCCAGCGCGGCCUGGACGGUCUCGACCUCGACGUGGAAGAAAAGAUGGAGAUGAGCGCCAUCAUCCGCCUCAUCGACCGCCUCCGCCAGGAUUUCGGCAAGGCCUUCCUCAUCUCCAUGGCCCCCGUCGCCGCCGCCCUCCUCAACCCCGAGGCCAACCUCAGCGGCUUCGACUACGAGGCCCUCGAGGUCAUGCGGGGCCGCGAUAUCGACUUUUACAACGCCCAGUUUUACUGCGGCUGGGGCAGCCUGGAGAGCACCGUCAUGUACGAGUGCAUCGUCGCCAAGGGGUGGCCCGUACACAAGGUGGUGGUGGGCCUCGUCACGAACCCUGAUAACGGCAGCGGCUUCGUCGACUGGGACCGCCUCUCGCCGCUUCUGCUCGCGCUGGCUACCCAGUACCCUCGCUUCGGGGGCGUGAUGGGAUGGGAGUACUUCAACAGCCUGCCAGGAGGCAAGGAGCGCCCGUGGGAGUGGUCCAAAACGAUGAUGUCCAUCGUCGGGCGCCCGAGUUCCGCCCUCAACAUUCCGGCGAAGGCUGAAGCUGCAACGUCUGCGAAUAACCCGAUCCAGAGACCAUCGCACCAGCCUGGCGAGGUGGACAUUGAUGACGGUGCAUCAGCCCCGGUUCCGCAGCCGUUUGAUUAUCUUACAGACAGCGAGGACUGA
Messenger RNA from Parascedosporium putredinis, 1026 nucleotides. The record is from the annotation of a GenBank genome assembly. NCBI's taxonomy places the organism in Eukaryota, Fungi, Ascomycota, Sordariomycetes, Microascales, Microascaceae.